AUGAUUGCAACAACUUUCCUCUUAGUUGUUGUAGUGACUUGCAUCAUUUUAUAUUACCUCCGUCCAAAGGGAUAUCCAAAAGAGAAAGAAGGUGAAUGGAUAGGUGAGGCCAAACCUGGAGAGACUCGUAUACUUAGAGGGUAUAAAGGAGUAGAAAAGGUGACAGACUACACUCCACAAGGCAAUAACACCAUUGCUGAUUUAGUGAACAGUUUUUCUAAAAAGGAUAAAAAGGAGUUUAUUGGCUAUAGAGAACAACUUGAGAAAGUUUCGGUGAAGAAAUAUACAGUGAAUGUCAAUGGUAAAGAUGUUGAAAAGGAUAUAUAUAAGUACAAGAUGUCUGACUAUAAAUGGUUUUCUUCAAUUGAAUUUUAUCACCUAAUAUGCAGACUCUCGGCUGGUAUACGCCAUAUAGGCUUUAAAAAAGGCGACAAAAUUGGGAUGUUCUGUGAGACUCGAUAUGAGUGGAUGGCAUUAUCUCUUGCCUGUGCAAGACAAGGAAUUCUCGUAGUAACAGUCUAUUCUACAUUAGGAGAAGAGUCUGUUAAAAUUGCACUUGAAGAGACGAAGUGUAAUGGACUGAUAGUUUCUGGAGACACUUCAGAGAAGCUAGAAAAGAUCAUUCCCGACUGUGCUGGUGAUGAUUUCAAAGUGAUUGAUAUCGACUAUGAUGGCGCCAAUAAACCAUUGGGUACCAAGUCAUACAAAGUCACCAGUUUUAAAGCAUUAAGCCAAUCUGAAGAAGAUGAAAGUAACACUCCAAGUGUUACAAGUGAUGACACUGCCUUUAUCAUGUACACUUCUGGGACAACGAAAAGUCCAAAAGGCGUGUUAGUUGGACAGAAACAAAUCCUUCUCUUUGCCAAAGCUUAUAAUGACUCCCUUGAUUUAAAAGAAGAGGUGUUACCAGCCUAUUUACCAUUGGCUCACAUCUUUGAAUUAUGUCUAGAGUUUGGAGUGAUGUCUAACCUUGGUUCUUUGGGCUAUGCAAAUCCGCGCACUUUAUUAGGGAAUUUCUGUCUUGAUUGCAAAAGCGAUUUGAUUGCUUUACAGCCGACUUUUGUGAUAGGAGUACCGACGGUAUUUGGUCGAGUGAGGAAGGCCAUAUUAGAAAAUUUGUCGAAUGCCCCACAAGCAAAACAGAAGCUGUUUUAUGGGUGCAUGAAGUUGAAAAAACGGAUGUAUAUUAACUAUAACAUCUGCCCUCCUUAUUUAUUCAUGCCAUUAUUACAUGUGAUAGACACUGUUGUUUUCAAAGGUGUGAAGGAGUCGAUAUUUGGUAAAAAGAUUAAAAUGUUAAUCACUGGGGGGUCUGCCCUCCCAACUGAACUUCAAACCUUUUUGACUCUUAUCCUCCCAAAAGUGAGUGUAGUACAAGGGUUUGGAAUGACUGAAUUGUGCGGAGCGUCAAGCUGUAUGCCACCGGGAGAUGCUACAACAUCAACUAUUGGAUUACUCUUUUCACAUUAUGAAGCGAAGUUAAGAGAUGUGCCCGACUUGAAUUACUUCACUAAUAUGAAUCCACCUAAAGGAGAGUUGUUGAUUAGAGGCCCUCCAGUGUCAAAAGGCUAUUUCAAUCGACCGACUAUGACUAAAGAAACAUUCACUGAAGACGGAUGGGUGUGCACGGGGGAUAUCUGUAUGAUCACGGAGAACCAUCACUUGUGUAUUAUAGACAGAAUGAAGAACAUCAUUAAACAACCCUGUGGGGAGUAUAUCAGUCUUGAAUUGGUUGAGUCCAAUUACACCACUUCAAAAGUGGUUGAUACCAUUUGUGUGUUUGCGGAUGCAUUCCACGACUUCACUGUCGCUCUAAUUCUGCCAAACAAAAAGAUUGUCGAGGAAAUUGCAGGGGGGAAAAGUUAUGUCGAAGCUUGUCAAGACAAAGACGUGUGUGAGAAGGUCAGAGAAAUUAUGAGGAACAAUGAAACAGGACUCAGCAAUAAGGAAAUUAUUAAACACAUCGCGUUGGUCAGUGACGAGUGGAAUCCAGAAAAUGAUAUGCUAACAGCAGCCCUUAAACUGAAAAGACCAUCAAUUGCUAAGAGAUAUAGUGAAGUCAUCGAGGGACUCUUUGCAUUGAAUUGA
Molecule: messenger RNA, 2088 nt
Organism: Entamoeba invadens IP1
Lineage: Eukaryota; Evosea; Mastigamoebida; Endamoebidae
Product: long-chain-fatty-acid--CoA ligase, putative
Exons: 1
Coding region: 1-2088 (695 amino acids)
Biological process (GO): long-chain fatty-acyl-CoA metabolic process; long-chain fatty acid metabolic process
Cellular component (GO): endoplasmic reticulum; plasma membrane; lipid droplet
Molecular function (GO): long-chain fatty acid-CoA ligase activity
Source: RefSeq, a predicted model, not a curated record